Messenger RNA from Drosophila elegans, 463 nucleotides. Its product is annotated as male-specific sperm protein Mst84Dc. The transcript has 2 exons. The coding region runs from base 145 to 333 and encodes 62 amino acids. The record is from RefSeq and is a predicted model, not a curated record. NCBI's taxonomy places the organism in Eukaryota, Metazoa, Arthropoda, Insecta, Diptera, Drosophilidae.
UAUUCUGAAGUCGGCUCAUUCCAGUCCAAUCACUUGUCUUGUACACAGCUCGUACGGUUUCACCAGUACAUAAACCAAAAGCUCCAAAAAAUUCCGUGUUCAAAAAAAAUUCAAAAUCUUGUCUGAAACUUACUAUCCUUUAAGAUGUGCUGCCAAGGAGCCUGUGGAUCGGUGUCUUAUGCCCUGGCAUACGGACCCGUUGGACCCGCCCUGCCAGCCAUGAACUACAACAACUGCUGCUGCGGCCCCAAUCCGCCCUGUGGUCCCUGGACUUGUCCGCCCAACAGGUGUUGUUGCGCCGGUGAAUGGGGCUGCUUCGGGCCCUUCUACUGAGCGUCCCUUAAAAUAGAACAGAGUCUAGGAAAACCGACCGAAUAGGAAGUGAUGUGGAAUUUUUUUGUGCUUUUGGUUAAAAAAUGAAGACAAGUAAAACAAUAAAAUUAAUAAUACUGGAUUAAAAGUA